Messenger RNA from Closterium sp. Yama58-4, 11526 nucleotides. Lineage: Eukaryota; Viridiplantae; Streptophyta; Zygnematophyceae; Desmidiales; Closteriaceae. The record is from the annotation of a GenBank genome assembly.
AUGGCUGCUUCUGUCGCGCUCGCUUCUGCGCAGCUCUCUGUAUUAUUCCACCGCGCGCAAUGCUGCGUGCGCACAGAGUUGCAUCGGGUCAGCCGCACCCUCCCUCUCUCAUGCGCGCAAGGCAUUUCCAAGGUAGCCGCCGUCCGCCAGGGUCCACACACUGUGCGCAGCGAAAGACGCUCCCUGCGGGUGCUUGCGGCGGGGGAGCGCAAAGACGAGGCGGGAGCGGCGGGGGAGGGGAAGGACGCGGAGAAGGUGCCGGGGUGGGCGCAGCCCGGGAGCGGGGAGCUGCCGCCGUGGGCGCGCGCCGAGGCGCAGCGCGACAAGCCGUUCGAAGUGCCGUUCUGGGCGUACCUCGUCGCGUCCGUGUUCGUCGCCAUCGCCGCGGUGGGGUCGAUCUUUGAGUUUUCGGCGGGCAACCCACUGUUCGGCGUGGUGACCAGCGACAGCCCGCUGUGGGCGCCCACGCUGCUGCUCUUCGCCACCACCGGCAUCCCCUCCUCCGGCUACCUGCUGUAUCUGGCGAUCCAAGCAGCCAACAAGGCAGCACGAGAGGUGGACGAGCAGGACAGGCUGCUCAUGCACAUCGCGAGGAACUAUCCUGGCACCUUCCUCCACGGCCAUGCGCCCACCACGCUCCCCUUCGUCGCGCGCGCGCUCGUGCUGCUGGGCGAGGCACCGCUCAGGUCGCGUGUGGCGUGCAUUGUCGACGUUGUGUGGUCGCUCGCAGCACUCAUGCGCUCUGCUGAUGAAACGGCCUUCGCCUACCUUGUGUCGGACGUGCGCACGCUCAUUCAAGCUUUUGAUCAUAUGCUCCUAGGUCGAACCUCUGCUGUCACUUCCUGUCACUCCGACUGUGCAGACACAGCUGCAGUGGCGAUGCAGCUGGGGAGCAACCAGGCGCAUGGCAGCACCAGCCACGAACGAGGGUCGGUGCCCCCUGCCCCACUGCACGCACUCCGCAUGUCGUUCCAGUAUGCUGCGUCCUUGCCCCACGCUCUCCACAGCCAGCAGCAGCAGCACGCACCCAGCGCAUCUCUGUUGUCAGAUCUGCCCCCCAAGUGGGAAGCAGGGGAGGAGCAGGGUGGUGGGGUGCUGCUCCACGUGGGUGCAGGGGACCGCUGGCAGGCUGCUGCUGAGUUCGGCGCGCUCUUCCUCUCACGCCUUGCCCGCGACCAAGACUGUUAUUCCGCACUGGGUGCUUUCCUGUGCUUUGGAAGCGCACAACUACACAAGGUCUGCUUCUCCGCCCUGCGGGACCUCAUCAGCAGCAGCGGCACGCCUCCCCUGUGCGCGGACGAGCUGCUGCUCUCCCUCCUCACCAUCCUCGCCACCUCCUCCUCGCACCCUCGCCUUCCCGCCUUCAGCACUCCCCUCGCUGCGUGCCUCUCUCUGCUGCUGCGCCGCCACCCCGUGUUCCGCCACAAGGCCACGUUGCGUGCCCCUCGCCCUGCCACACUGGAUGCUCCGAUUGGCGAGCAGCCACGAGGUAAUGAAGACAGGCGGGCGGUGGCCGAUGAGGAGAGGGGCGCGGGGGAAAGCGCGGUUAAGGGGAAGAGGAAGAGAGGUGCGAGCAGUGCGAUGGGGAGGAGAGGGGUGGAGGAGGAAGCGGGCGGGGAGGACGGGGACGGGCGGGAGGCCGGGGGGAAGCAAGCGAGGGGGAGCGCUAAGAAGAGGCGCGGUGGGAAGAGUGCAGCGAGCAGGCGGAGGGGGUCAGGGGGUGGAGGGACGUCAGUGGGUGGGUUGGCAGAGGAGGCGGAGGAAAUCGCAGGGGACGAAGGGGUGAACCCAGCAGUAGCAGGAGGAGGGAUGGCAGGGCAUGUGGAGCAAGCAGCAGCAGCAAGGGUGGAAGAGGCGAGUGGUGGGGUGGGACGCAGUGAGAGGCGUGGCGUGUCGUUCCAUGGGUUAUUGGUGCAGGAGGAGGAGAUGACAUGGCAGCUGCAGCAGCUGAGCGCUCCUGCGGCGUGUGGGUGGGGCGAGAGGCAGCUGCUGGCGGCAGUGCUGGAGAGAAUAAAAGAAGCAUGGCCGGCAGACUCCGCACUGGAGCUCCUUGAUAGGCCGUACCCACGCAGUGCAGCUGCUGGUGCUGGUUCGGCCAAGGGAACCAGCCCGCAGCACAUGGAGGGGUCGGUGCUAGCAGGGAUGUCAGCAGAUUCGUGGGCGGAUGUGGAGACGAGGCUGAGGGUUCUGGGUGUUAUAUGCUGUGCGUUGCAGCGCCUGCCAAGCAGCAUCUGCUGGUGGGCCACGGCCAAUGCACUGGGCGCAUGGAUGGCAUGGGCCUCUGUUCAUGUCACCGCAACACCACCUGCUGCUUGCAGUGCAGGCAAGGCAGACGGUGAGGUGAGGCGCUGGAAUGUGGCACAGCUGCUGGUUGCCUGCGCUGCUCAUUUCCUUGCCACCUCAUGCCACACCUCCCCUGCCCUUGGAGAGAAAUCCGCUGCUGUUGGUCCUCUCAGUGUCCGUGCUCUCCUGCCCUCUGCUCGCUUGCUGCUCUCACAUGCCUGUUCUGGUGAUCGGGGGGGAAGUGGCAGCGGGCCGAGCAGCUUCAUCACGAGCCUUUGUCAGGUCGCUCUUCUGCCGUGGUCCCUCGGAAACAAGCACAGCUCUCAUAACAACAGCGUGCAAGGCGGGCAGGAACCUGUGGGGUCGCUGGAGCGUAGCAAGCGGAAUGCGCUUAGAGUAUCCGGCGCAGUGCUGGCAUGGCUGGUGGAACACCUUCAGGGCCAGGUGAUGCUGACACGUGGAGCAGAGGGAGAGGAGAAGAGCGAGAAAGGGGACGAGGGAGAGCAGUCCGGGCGCAGUGCAGUGAAGCAAGGGCGGUUAGGAGAGGAUGUGGUGGUAGGGGCAUGGGCUACAGACGUGGUGAGCACUGUGAGCAAGGUGCUGCAGGGCGGCAUGCAGGAUGAGCAUGCGGGCGUGCGCAGUGCCGCGGUGGAGCAGCUGCCCUUGCUGCUGUGGGCGGUCAAGGGGCUCUCACACCGUGCCUCGCCCACCACGCACGCCACUGCUGGAGAAGCAGGGAGGCACGGUGGGGGAAAGGGGGAGGGCGGCGCUGCGAGUGCAUGUGGGGGGUUGGGGCAGGAGUGGGUGGUGCCUCUGCUUAGGAAGUUAGCAGCAGACAGCAGCGAGGAGGUGCAGGUCGCAUGUGCGCGCGCCCUGGGACCUCUCCUUUGCGCCCUCUCUCUCUCCCCCCUGCCGCCACUGCCCCACCCUCGCACCCCUACCUCCCCCCAGACAUCACUCCCCUUGUGCCCUGUCUGCUCUCACUUCCGCGACCCCCACACAAGCAUAACCCCCACCAAUUCGGGCAGCCCUCUGCCAUGCAGCCCGCCACACCACAACUCCAUGAACGCAACAGCACAGCAGGAGGCGCAUGAGGCAAGCACGGCCCCCUGCGCCGCUGCCCACAGCGGCCUGUCAAUCCCGCCGCGCGACCUCGCCGCCAUCAUCCCGUGCUUCGCGCGAAACGACAGCCCCUCCUCUGUGAAAGCCGCGUUCGCCGUCUCGCUGCCCUCGCUGCUGCUGCACGCCUCCACUGCCCACCUGCUCGCCCUCAAGCCCACCCUCCUCGCGUCCCUCAACGCCCUCUCCUCCCACCCCCACUGCUCCGUGCGCUGGGCCUUCCGCCCCGCCAUUCGCUGCUUCUUCCUGCCAGCUGUCGUCAUGCCAUUGGCUGGAAAUGUCAGUGGGGCGGCAGGGAACAAAGGGGGAGGGGAGGGAGGAGGGGCGGAGCGGGUAGAGGGGGGUUGGAGCGAGGAGGAGCGGCAGGAUGCAGCGUUGAGGCUGCUGAAGAAGUUCAAGGGGCGACUGCAGAGUGGCGACGACGAUGUGCGGCGCAAGGAGGCCGUCAUGGGCGCUGUGGGGGAGAUUGUCGCCUGUGCUGCAGCCGACCAGCAGCUGCUCUUCUUCUCCUUCAUCCUCCUCGUGGAGCAGCUGGAUGCAGCACACCUCUCCCUGCAUGCAGCAGCCGUCGCAACGCUCCGCUCCUCCUGCCACCGCCUCACGCACCCCCACCACCGCACCCCCGCACCAACCGCCGGUGCUGCCAGCGUCCCAUCGCCCUUGCCGUGCACGGCAGGCGCAGCAGAGGGGGCAGCGGGCGCAGGUAGCGCAGGUGGUGGCAGUGCAGUGAGCGAGGGCAGUGAGGGGAGUGUGUGGGCGGUGGUGCAGCGCAUUCAGGAGGACUUCUUUGACUACCUCGCUGCCCGCCUCGUCACCCGCCCUGCCCUCGUGCACGCCUUUGCACGUGACGUGCUGGGGUGGGACGUGGAGCAGCUUGUAACGAGGAUGCUGCCCGUGGUGCUGCCCAGCAAGGUGCUGGAGGCGGCAGUGGAGGAGGCAGGGGGCGGCUCACCGCAACAGACGGAUGGCGAUGCCACCGAAGCUAAGGACGUGUUUGCGGGCAUCACAGGCCCGCUGCUCGAGGAGAUGUGCUGGUUCCUCGGCGACCAUAGCAGCGACCUCGCUCUCAAACGGGCGAGUCGAGUGUUCCCAACGAUAAGGGAGCUGGUGGCGCUGACAACGGGAAGCGAGGCCACGGAGGACAGGGCAGCGGACUUCCUGUGCGCGCACCUCAUGCGCAUCCUCAACGCCCUGCACCGCUCCUCACUGCGCCUGCGCUCCAACCCCCCCCGGCAAGAGCAGGCCCUGAGGGUGAUCGGCCAGCUAGCCAAGCUCGCAGGGCCCAAGCGCCUGCCGGCGUUUGCGCCCAAGAUGUUUGCGCUGCUGUCCGUGGGCGUGGAGCAGGGGCAGGCGGAGAGCGUGCGCAGCACAGGGCUGGACGUGUGGUUAGGGUUCGUGCACACGCUGGCGGAGUAUGCACCGGGCGUGCUCAGGAGCAUGUGCUCUCAGAUUGCUGUCGCGCUGCUGCCGUGCCUGGAAGGCCCUGAAGCAGGCUCGGGGGACGAGUGGGCUGGUGCAGGUGGCAGGGCGGUGGAGGAGGGGGAUGAGGGGGGGGAUGUGGAGCAGGGGAAGGGGAAGAGCCGGGAUGGGGGUUCUAGGGGCAAGGGGGCGGGCAGGAGCAGUGAGGGGAAGAGUGGUGCAAUAACUGGGGGGGUGUUGUCGGAGAAGGAGGUGAAGGAGCUGGCGAUGACACAGCGGGCGGUGAGGGCAGCGCAGGGCGAGGAGAUGCUGCGGCCGCACUUGCAGAAAGCUGCUGCGGUGUUCAGCGCGCUAGUCAUUGACCACGGCGCCAUCCUGGGCUCUCACCUGCGCGCCCUGCCGCUGCUGCCCGACCUGGACGCCCUGCGACGUGUGAACAGCGUGAUUCAGGAGGCGAGGGGGCGCCUGGGGGUGCGGGAGAAGGUGCUGCUGACAGUGGCGGGGCUGGGCCACGAGUCCAUCAGCGUGCGGCUCGUGGCGGCAGAGGGCAUGAAGCGGCUGCUGCAGGAGCAUGGCGGGGCGGUGAGUGCCAUGCUGGUGAGCGAGCGAGACGCGGACAGGGAGGCUGUGUGUGCGGCAGUGGCAGCGCUGCUGGCGGGCAGUGCGGAGGAGUCGAAAACCGUGACGAGUCACCUGCUGAAACUCGCGUGUGCUGACUGCCUGGGCGAGCUAGGCGCUGUGGACCCCGCUAGGCUCUCCACAUGUGGGGGCGUCAAGGCCGCCAUGCUGCAGGAAAGCACAGCGCGACAGCGGCCACAGCCACAGCAGCAGCAACAACAGGGGUGCGGGUCUGCAUGUGCUUUGGGGGUUGCGUGCGAUGACGAGGAGCUGGCAGCGGAUCUGAUCUCGCUGCACCUGGCACGAGUGGGUGAGGUGAGGGAGGUCAUAUUGCCGUGCCUCACGUCCCACUUCAGCCUGCAGCGCCUGCCAACGCGGCCCUCUGCCACCAAACAAGACUUGCAGCAGCAGGGAGGCCACGCAGCUUCAGGUGGGGGCGCUGGUGGGGAUUUCUCAAGGGCGGUGUUUCGGCCAGGGGCGUUGUUCCGGCGGUGGCUGUACAGGUGGAUGCGGCGCAUGGUGGAGCAGGCAGUGGGCUUCAGAGCCGGUAUCUUUGCUGCCUGCACUGGCAUCCUGCAGUUUGACGCACCCACUGCGCUCUUUCUCCUCCCGCACCUCACGCUUAAUGUGCUCUGCUUCGGCACUGACGAAGCUAGGGAGGAGGUUCGGGAUGAAAUCCUGGCUGUGGUUACCUGGGCCUUGACGCCUGGAGGUGGAAAAGGUCAGGGGGCAGGCCCUGCUGCUGGAUCUGCUGUUGCUGGUAACCGUGUCACAUCUGCUUCGGGACCCAAUGGCAGUGCAGCAUCAAAGGGCGAUGCGAUGGUGCUGCAGGCGGUGUUUUCGCUGUUGGACUGGGUGCAGUCGUGGUUGGAGCAGGCGAGCAGUGUGGUGGAGCAGGUGAACAUGGCAGUCGUCUCUGGCAGACCCCCUCCCUCUGACGUCCUCGCCUCCCCCCUCCUCGCCUUCCUCGCUCUCCUCCCUCCCUCCCCACCACCUGCAGCAGCAGCAGCAGCAGCAGCAACGCCGGCGCGUGCGGCAAAGUUUGUCUGCUCAGCAGCGCAGGUACGGCAUGCGGAGGAGGUGUGUGGGCGGGUGCGGUGGGUGGUGGAGAGGCAGGUGAGCAAGGAGGUAUUGGCACAUGCAGCCCUGCGCUGCCAGGCAUACUCCCGUGCCUACAUGUACCACGAGGCUAGUGUUAGGGAGCGCUCCGGCACCCUCAACCCUGCCGCUGCUGGGGGCGGCGCCAAGCCUACGCUGCCGGGCCUGGCUGGUUCGGAUGCAGGUACGGGUCAAGUGGACAAUGGUGGUGCAAUUACUGGGGAUGGAGCAGAUGCAAGGGAAUCAGGUAGAGGAAACGGAGGAGGUGGUGGUGGGAGGAGGGAGGAGCAGCGGCAGGGAGGGGUGUUUCGCGAUGCUGAUGUGUCGCUGCUGCUGGAGAUCUACCGGUCUCUGGAGGAGCCAGAUGGCAUGCGCGGAUUGGUGAGCCUGCGCGGGGCAGCAGGGGCAGGGGAGGCGAGUGGAGUGAGGGCGAGGGACGAGAUGGUGAUGUGCGAGCAGGAGGGGCGCUGGGCGGACGCCCUCACGCUCUAUGAGGACGCUCUGGGGGGCGCUGCUGCAGGGGGGGGUGGCGUGCGUGGGGGUGGGGAGCGGGGUGUGCGUGCAGAGGGUGGACGGACAGGUGACAGGGGCUUGCAGGGGAUGCAGAGACGCGUGGAGAUGGCACAACAGCAGCAGGUAGAGGAGGAAGAGGGGAAACUGUCUGAGGGAAGGUCGAGGGAACAUUCGUGCGAUGAGAAAGCAGCGGAGCAGCAGCAGCAGCAGGCGAGCAUGCGAGUGUCACUGCACGUGGGGCUGCUGGGGUGUCUGCUGAGCAUGGGUCACCUGCACGCCACGCUCACCCACGUGGACGGGCUGCUGCUGCGCUUCCCCCUCACCGCCCCCACAUGGGCCGCCACGGGCGUGCAGGCAGCGUGGCGCCUGGGCGCAUGGGACCUGCUGCAUGAGUAUGUAGACGCCGCACAGCAAGACGCUCACCCUGUGCCACAGCAUGAGCAGCAGGCGGCGUGGGACGGGCUGGGUGUGACGAGGGUGGGGGGAGCGGGGUGGCAGGAGGAGUUUCAGUUGGGGCUGGCGCGCGUGGGUCUAGCGAUGCGGUCAGCAGCGUGGGCGCGGUGUCAAGAGGAGGUGGUGCGCACGCGUGCAUGCCUGCUGCCGCCCCUGGCUGCUGCGGCUAUGGAGUCGUACGACCGCGCCUACCCUGUGCUCGUCAACCUGCACGCCUUGCACGAGAUUGAAGCAUGCAUAGCCGUUAUAAGCAGCUGCUCUGCGGGUGCAGCUGGUGGGGGCGGUCAAGGGGUCGGUGGUGCGUUGCUGGGGAGUGGCGGGGCCAGGCUGGGGAGGUUGCAGGGGGGUGGGGGGAGGCCUGGAGCACUGGGACAAAUAGCAGACGCGUCAGCAGUAGCAGCAGGAAGAGGAGUGGAGAACAGUAUACAAGAGUUUAAAGCACAGGUACAAGUGAGGCUUCAGGCCUGGCCGAGCCGACUUCAUGCCACCCAACCAAGUUUCAAGGUUCGGGAGCUGGUGCUUGCGGUUCGGCGCAUGCUGUGCCAAGCUGCCGGACUUGAGGACGAGGUUGGGCGGAACUGGCUCGAGCUCGCCCGAACCUGUCGCAAGGCUGGGCACUGCCAGGCUGCCACCAGAGCUGUGCUGCAGGCUCGGGCGCUGGGAACAGCAGGGUCGGAAGUGGAGGCAGCCAAGGUGCUGUGGUCGUCAGGCAGAGAGUACCAGGCCACACAGGAGCUCCAGAAGUUCUUAACCAUUGCCGAGGCAGCUUGUACGGGGGAUGAAAACGCAGGGCAGGAUGCUCCUGGAGCAGCAGGGCGGGGAGGAGGCGGCGGAGGGGCACAAGGAGCGAGGGAUUCGUGGCAGGUGGCACGGGCUCUGUUGCUGCUGGCACGGUGGUCGCAUGAGACGCGGCAGAAGCAGACAGCAGACGUGGUGCACCUGUACGAGCAUGCAGCGCAGCUGCAGCCGCAGUGGGAGAAGCCCUUCUUCUUCCUCGCGCGCUACUUUGACGACCUGCUCGUUGACGCCCAGCGCCGCCAGGAGGACGACGCUGGCGCUGCAGCGGCUGCAGCGGCGGCGGCAGGAGUGGGGGGAGGGGGAGGUAAGGGGCGUGCAGGGAACGGGGCGGGUGGUGGGAGGGGCGUGAGCAGUGCAGGCACGUGCGGGGUGGGGGGUAGCAGGGGAGCGGCGGUGCGGCUGGGCAUGGAGGAGAGUGCGUGGUGGCAGCACGUGCACGAGGCGCUGCUGUGCUACUCCAACGCACUGCACCGCGGCACGCUCUUCCUCUCCCAGGCCCUGCCGCGCCUCCUCACCCUCUGGUUCGACUUCGGGGGGCGCUUCCAGGAGAGCACUAUGCGCGGCAAUGCGGCGCUCAAGGCGGAGAGUGCACGCGUGCACAAGCUCAUGGCGGACUGCAUUGCAUCGCUGCCCUCGGCGCACUGGCUGGCCGCGCUGCCGCAGCUCACCUCGCGCAUCUGCCACCCCAACGCCACGGUGUGUGCGCUGCUCAAGGCACUGCUGGUGCGGCUGCUGACAGCGCACCCGCACCCCACGCUCUGGACGCUCAUCGCUGUGUGCAAGUCCGCUGUGCCCGCGCGCCGAGAUGCCGCCAACGAGGUCGUGUCGGGGGCUAAGGCAGCGGCGAGGGAGGAGGGUGGUGCUGCUGGCACAAGCCUCCUUGCUCUCAUCUCAGAAUUCACGUCAUUCGCGGACGCCAUGAUACGGCUGUGUUUCCACGGCAGCACGGGGUCAUCAGCGGCGCGCAUGAGGGCGCUGAGCAUCUCCUCCGACUUCAGUGCGCUCAAGCGCUCCAUGCCCCUGGCCGUCGCGCUGCCCACGCAAGCCGUCCUUGCUGCACCCUAUGCCGCUGCCACCAGCAGUGCUGGCAGCAGUGGCGGUGGGGAGGGCGAGUGCGUGAGCAUCUGUGGGAUAGCGGAUGAGGUGGAGGUGCUGCAGUCGCUGCAGCGCCCCAAGAAGGUGGUGCUGCUGGGCAGUGACGGGAGGCGGUACCCGUUCCUGUGCAAGCCCAAGGACGAUCUGCGCAAGGACGCGCGCAUGAUGGACGUGGCCGCGCUGCUCAACCGCCUGCUGCUCCGCGCCCCCGAGGGCCGCCGCCGUGCGCUGCGCCUGCGCACGUUCGCCGUGCUGCCGCUCACGGAGGACUGCGGCAUGGUGGAGUGGGUGCCGCACACCCGCGGCUUCCGCCACGUCAUGCAGGACCUGUACGCGGCGCACGGGCUGUUUGACCGGCAGAAGUCGCUGGGGCAGGUGAAGCGGCUGUACGACCAGCGCGCGUCCACGGGGCAGAGCGAGCCCGACCUGCUGCGCUGCCACGUGCUCCCCCUCUUCCCCCCGCUCUUCCACCGCUGGUUCCCCCGCGCCUUCCCCGACCCCUCCGCGUGGCUGGCGGCGCGCGCGGCGUUCACGCGCAGCUGUGCGGUGUGGUCCAUGGUGGGGCACGUGGUGGGGCUGGGCGACCGCCACGGGGAGAACCUGCUCGUCGACGCGGCGAGUGGCGAGUGCGUGCACGUGGACUUCAGUUGUCUCUUCGACAAGGGGCUGUCGCUGCAGCAGCCUGAGCUCGUGCCCUUCCGCCUCACCCAGAACAUGGUGGACGGGUUUGGCAUCAGUGGGUGCGAGGGCAUGUUCCGGCGCACGGCGGAGAUCACGCUGGCGCUGCUGCGCUGCCACCGCUCCGCGCUCAUGUCCGUGCUGCAGACCUUCCUGCACGACCCCCUCGUCGAGUGGACCAAGCCCCACCGCUCCUCCUCCUCCUCCUCCGCUGCUGCUGCCGCUGCGGCUGCCGCCGCGGCUGCUGCUGCUGCUGGGGGAGGGGGCGUGGCUAUGGGCACAGGGGAGAUUCAGAACCCCUAUGCACAGAAAGCACUGUCGAACAUCGACUCGCGGCUGCAGGGCGUGGUGGUGGGUGUGGCAGCAGCGCCAUCACUGCCACUGUCAGUGGAGGGGCAGGCGGACUGCCUCAUUCAGCAGGCCACCUCCAUUGAGAACCUCGCGCGCAUUCCCUGUUCCGAAAGUCCUCUGCUUUGGGUGCAGUCUGCAGUAGCCGCGUUUCUGUUUCCCCACUCGCUGUUCACAAGCGCGCAGUCAGAAGCCCCACAUUACCGCCUUCCGCUAGUGCCGCAUUCGCUUGAGCGCAGAAGGGGUUGCGCGCAAGGCCAUGCGGGCGAACGAGAGCACGUGCGUGGUUGGCAGAAAGGUGGUGCUGGUGCCGUACCGCGCAUGCCACGUGGCCAAACCCACGUAUCGCACUUCUCUUCCACGCUCCUCUCAUCCCCUCUCGUCCCCUCUCCCCCCCCCCUCUCCCCUCUGUCCCCCGUCUCCUUCUCCCCCUCAUGGGCCUCGCAUGCCCCUUGCGUCUCCAAUUUCCUCCUCCCGCCAACAAACGCUUCUCUCUCUCUCCCUCCGCUCGUUCCUCGCCCAUCGCCCCCUCGCCCGCCUUCACCCUUCUCAACCCCCCAACUCCCCCGCUGCCCUACACAUACAACGCCCGCGCUGGUGCGGCAGGACCCAUGGCUGCAGGAGGCAACAGGGUCGGAGCCACUGAGCCUGGAGGAGGAGUACAGCAUGCAGCAGCGCUGGCACGAUGACAGCGACAAGUGCACGUUCAUAGUGCUAGACCGUGCGCGCAUACCUGGCCUUGCCAACACUCCCGGGGGGUGUGCUGGAGCUACCACGAGCCAACCGUCAUGUGCACCACCUGAGACAGAAGCAGCAGUGCCAGAAGCAGCAGCAACGCAGCAAGGAGCAACAGCAGAGGGCGAGGCAGCAGGCUGCAUUCACCACUCGCCCUCGCACAUUGACGGUGUGCCACAGCCUCCCCACAUCUCAUCAGGCCUGCUUCUUCCAUCCCCUCCUCCCGCGCACCAUUGCACACACAUCCUUGCCUUGUAUCUCUCUGCGCACUUCACAUCACAUCGCACCAUUCUACCAGAGUUCUCCUUCGCCCGCAACCCCUCCUCCUCUUUCUUUGAGCCCCCUCUCCUCCACUCCUCCUGUAACUGA